AUGCCUUAUCGUGCCCCACUGAGGAUCAAAACCAUGGGCAAUCCCACCGUAUUGGAGAAACGCCCACACUCCCCUCAAGUCAAGACACCCUUGGGAGAAGACUUGACCACCUCUCCCGCAAAAAGGCGCAGGGUAUAUUUGGCUGAACAGUAUUUCGGGGACGAGACAGAAAACCCCCCGUCCCCAGCCGUCAUAGACCCCGAAGCCCGAAAACUGGCGGAAACCGUCGCAUUCGUGGAGCGAGCAUUCAGCUCAUGGAAAGCGUUCGAGGAUGAUUUGCUCCCAAUCGAAUGUCAUUGCGCACCCUUGCGCGGUCGUUCCGACUACCGGGUCUGGAGUCGCAAAAUCAAGAUGAUCCUCAAGCGGAACUGUGUUCUAGAUAUUGUGGAAGGCAGAGUCGGACAACUACCUCAGUCGCAUCCCUUGGAUCGCAAUCUUGAAAGACUGAACUCCACUGCAGCCAUGAUCAUCACCAGGAACCUGUCUGCACUCACAAAGCCUAUGGUCCGCACCAUGACCAACCCCCGGGAAAUGUGGGAGAAGCUCGAGAGACACUGCAAACCUUCAGACUGGAGCUUGGCUCAAACGGGCUGGCUGAAGCUGCAAAAUAUCAAGUACAGCCGAUGCUCUGGUGUGCGAGACUAUGUGGAGCAGAUGGAUGAUGCAUGGCGAUCGAUCUGUCUUGACAAGGAUGAGAUGUUCGCGAAUCACGAAGUCGCGCGCUGCACUAGCUUGGUCUUCGCUUUGGAUACGCCGAAAUGGGAAACGUGGAAGACGAAUGUGCUUUCGGGUCGCCAGGCCAAUAUCCCUAGUUGGGCCAACCUGGUGGAUAAGCUGUUCGCAGCGGAGUUCAAAUAG
Penicillium olsonii is the source of this 858-nucleotide messenger RNA. The record is from the annotation of a GenBank genome assembly. Lineage: Eukaryota; Fungi; Ascomycota; Eurotiomycetes; Eurotiales; Aspergillaceae.